Messenger RNA from Gadus morhua (Atlantic cod), 2141 nucleotides. It is a transcript of the gene polg2, whose product is annotated as polymerase (DNA directed), gamma 2, accessory subunit. Bases 1080 to 1985 code for a protein of 301 amino acids. Gene Ontology annotation, cellular component: mitochondrion; cytoplasm. The record is from RefSeq and is a predicted model, not a curated record. Lineage: Eukaryota; Metazoa; Chordata; Actinopteri; Gadiformes; Gadidae. The transcript is spliced from 8 exons. Gene Ontology annotation, biological process: mitochondrial DNA replication.
GCCCUGCAGUUUAAUGUAACAGUAAGCUGGCAACUGCAAAUAAUAAAUAAAAUCACGUGUUAUAGGCAAUAGUAAUAUUAAUGUAUUAGCCUACUACUCAACUCGACUACUGUAAUACGACAUACAAACUAAAAGUGCAGAAUGUCUAAUAGGAAGAGACGGGAAUUUCGACGAAUGUGCUGACGUGAUCUCUGCUUCAUCUGGGUAAAUGUGCUCAUAACACGCCACAUGCACGCGAUGGGGAACCACAUUGCUUGGGAACCAUUAGCAGUGUGUCACCGGUUUUGGGGUCUGAUUCAAAACACACAUUAAGUGUUGACAAAUGGCAAUGGAUAGUCGUUAUAGUGUGAAAUCACAAAGCUUUUGGUUAAGUGUUCCUUACCGACAAAGGUGAAUCGGUAAGAAUGCACGUUAAUGAGACUAUCAGCCACUCAUCGUUAACGUUCUCAAUUGGUAAACAAACCUCUUCAUUGAGAGCAUUUUAACAGCUGAAGUAACUUACAGGACAUUUCGAUAUGAUAUCUCUUUGUAUGAAGCGAUUUCGGAUAUGCUGUGAAACCAGAUCAAUACGAGUACCAUGCAGAGACUUCGUCGGACAAUACAUCGCCAAUCGUUACAAAACAACGGUCUGUCCAAAUGACGAAACCGAUCCAACCCGAAUGUUACUGGAGCUCUGCGUAGACGGAUUCUAUGUUGCACCUGGCCAGGUGCACACCGACUUAUUUAAGCGGGGAAUGUGCUGUAACUAUGGACCACUGGGAGUGGAACUGAAGAAGAACCUGCUCGAGCAGUGGUGGAGUUCUAUUAAAAGGUCAAGAACGCAAGUGUUUGGCAUUAGCACUUUGACCACCGGGGACGAGAAGUCUGGAGAGGGCAACCCUAGUUUGGACGUUGAACGCCUUAACCAACUUCUUGAUGCAGAUGAGUUUAACAAAGCCCAACGGACUCAGAGGAUACUGAUGCUUCUUCGGCAGUCAACAUCUUUAAGAACGAACCUUCUUCAAGGUAGAGCUCAACCAGCAUGAUGUAGAGCAAUUCAUUAAACAAUUUGUAGAGAGUUGGCCGAUGCACAUAGCUGAAUGGACUCCUGCAUUGAACAUGAAGGUGCAUUGGAACAGUACAUCUCUUGGUUGGAGCUGGUGAAAAGGAGGUUGCCGUUUGGCCUAGCUGAGACUGGCCUGAGUUUCCAACCGGAUGGAUCCGGUAGCCGAGCAGAAGCUACCUACGCGUCCCUGGUUUGGUUCUGCUCUCCGCGGAGCUCCUCGCAGUGGCUGGACCACUGGGCACGACUCAGGCUCCAGUGGUGGAGAAAGUUUGCCCUGGCGCCAUCAGAAUUCAGCAGCCGGGACGUCCAAGUGGACGAGCUCCAGGAGGGGGCCUCUCGUGGCGUGAAGAUCGUCUACUCGUUCCCAUGGGGACAGGAGACCCUGGAGAACCUCUGGAGCCUCGGGGAUUCUGAUUUAUUGCAGACACACGGUGGUGUCCGCGCAAAAAUACAGUGUUUUGAUGGCCAGAAGUUGGUAGUACCUCACGUCAUCUCGGUCGUGAGCAACAUGGACCGUAGUAUGAUGGCCUACAUGCACAACUCCCUGCAGCUAAUGAAGAAACACGAUGGCAAGCAGAAACUGUACCGGAGGAAGGUGUUGAAGUUGCAUCCGGUGUUGGCCCCGGUCAAAGUGGCCUUGGACAUGGGCAGGGGAGCUACACUGGAGCAGAGACAGGUGUGCGACGGCUUGUUGCAGGAGUUCCUGGAUGCUGGGAUCUCUGCAUGGCCAGGAUCUAUAGAUAUAACAUCAUCUGCGGAGAAGCUAAACACCAAGUAUGAUGAGAUGGGCGUCCUCUUCACCAUGGUGAUCGAUGAGAACACCCUGGAGAGCGGGGUGCUGCAGGUGCGAAGCAGAGACACCACCAUCAGGGAGUCCAAACAUAUCUCGGAGGUCAAGGGCUUCCUGCUCCGCUACAUGCGUGCCGCCCAUAACAUGUGAACGACCAGAUCCUACUGGCCAGAAAAGUUGAGACCAAACAGCAAGUUGGAGUGCCAGUGUGGUUUAGUGGCCUAGCAGUAAUAUUUUGUUGACGUUUGUCAUUGAUAACUGUAUUUUCCAUUAAAAAUUAAAUAAAUAAAGUUUCCUAAGAAAAUC